This is a messenger RNA of Ixodes scapularis (black-legged tick), 765 nucleotides long. Its product is annotated as phenylethanolamine N-methyltransferase-like. Bases 1 to 765 code for a protein of 254 amino acids. Gene Ontology annotation, molecular function: N-methyltransferase activity. NCBI's taxonomy places the organism in Eukaryota, Metazoa, Arthropoda, Arachnida, Ixodida, Ixodidae. Gene Ontology annotation, cellular component: cytosol. The transcript has 3 exons. The record is from RefSeq and is a predicted model, not a curated record.
AUGAAUCAUGAACAGCUUCGGAGCGAGUACAGGCGAAAAUUUGUGGCCACCGAAUUUCCGGACCUGGUCAGCGAGAACAGCUUCCUGUGGUACUUCUACCAGAGGGAACUUCACUUCGUUUUUGAAUCUCUGUCGGAGAGGAAGCGAAGCCUCCUGGACGUUGGCUGCGGACCCAUCACCUGCAACGUCUUCCCAGCCACCAAGAGCGUGCAGGACGUCGUGCUGAGCGAUUUCCUCCUCGGUAACAGGCUGGAAGUGGAGAAAUGGCUGAGGGGCGCGCCUGACGCCAUUGACUGGUCCUGUUACAGCGAGUCUUUGGCGAGGCUGGAAGGAUUCAGUGACAUCAAGCGAGGAGCGGAAGAAAUUACGGCGAGAACGCGCAAAGCCAUCAGGAAAGUGGUCCCUGGCGAUAUCUUGACCCCCGGAGUCCUUCAAAAAGAGCACCAGGAAAAGUUCGACGUGGUCCUGUCCUGCUUCUGCCUGGAGGCCGCUUCCCUGGACGAAGCCACGUUCCGCACGGCCACCCAGAACGUCGGCGACCUCAUUUACGAGGGAGGCAUCCUCAUACUCUGUGGCGUCCUCGGCCGCCACGAGUUCAGUGUUGGCGGAGUCAAAUUUCCUUGCCUCUGCUUGACGCCUGGUGCCGUGAAAGAUGCUGUGGUGCGAGCUGGCUUCAGAGUCAAUUUGUGGCGUUCCUUGUACAAGCCUGGCCCUUUGACGCCAACUAUCGACUCAGCGUAUGUCGUCGCAGCCGAGAAGCUGUGA